GCCGCGCCUGCGGGACGCUGGCUGGUGGCUGUUGAUGGGCGCGCGGAGCGCACGUCGCUAGGGCCCGGCUGUCCCCGGGAGUCGGUCCGCGCGGUGCCCGGGGCGGGACCUGGGCGGCCGGGGUUCCAGGAUUCCGGGGUCCCCACAGAAGAGUCCAGCCCGCGUGGAGAGGGGCACAGGGUUGCAGCCGACGUCCAGGAGCCAGGAUACUCAGCUUUGUAGGUGUGACUGACACCUGUGACGUCACCUUUUGGAGCCUCAGUUUUGUCGCCUGUAGACAUAAAGCUGCUUCACAGAACUGAUGAGAGGAUUCAGUGAGACAGCGCUUCCAAAGCGGUUUGCAGGAGGGAGCUCUGGAGGCAUGGCCUGGUGGGCAGAGCAUGCCUGCUGUCACCUGGCACCACGGGCAGCAUGAAGACCCCUGUGGAGCUGGCCAUCAGUGGGAUGCAGACCCUCCACCGUCAGCACCGCUGCAGGGGCGGCUAUCAGGUCAAGGCCAGGGCAUCGUACGUGGAUGAGACUUUGUUUGGCAGCCCUUCAGGCACCCGGCCCACGCCGCCAGACUUUGACCCACCCUGGGUGGAGAAGGCCAACAGACCCAAAGGAGUGGGCAGAGAGGCUCCACGGGCUUCGGGGGCCAAUGGGAGCUGUGAGACCGCCUCCUCCAGGGGCAGUACCCCGACCCUCACCCCAAGGAAGAAGAACAAAUACAGACUGAUCAGCCACACUCCUUCUUACUGUGAUGAGUCACUAUUUGGCUCCCGACCCGUGGGCACCUGCUGGGAGGCCCCGUGGAUGGUGAAGGGGGGUGCUUCAAAACUCCACACGCUCUUCUGGACACCCCCAGCCACCCCGAGGGGCCACCCGCCCCACCCCAGGGAGACCCCAGUGCGCACCAUUCACCCAUCUGCUCCCACGAAGACAGAGCCCAGGGAGGGGUCUGAAGCUGGGAAGGUGUCCAAGGGUGGAUUAGACUCUCCACGCGCUCUGAAUGUCCCCAGCACUGGCCGCCCACCCACCGGUGGCUCCCCCACGAGCGGGCCUCGGGAUCCCAGGCCUUCGCAUCCGGGUGCCUUCCGGAGCCCCCUGGUGACUCCCAGGGCUCGGUCAGUCAGCGCUUCAGUGCCAGCUACGUCCCAGCGAGGGGGUGCCACCCCGAGACCAAAGCCCCCUUGGAAAUGAGUUUCCCGGUCCUUUCAUCAGGUUUGCCCACAGCAAGGGGAGGCGUUUCAGAGGAUGGCACAGGUGGGGGGCUCCUGGGGAGACCCCCAGGUGUCGGCGAGGCACUCACGGCGGCAGGCACGGUGAGGGUGGUCAGGGACACCCUCUGUCCUGACAACCUCUGGUUCCCUGCUGCCCCACAACGUGGAUGUGAGGGCCACCCCUUGAGAGGCCUGUUCUAGUCCCGUCGUAGCCACAUGCUGUAUCGGUGCCAACCCAGGGAUGCCCCCCAUCACUCCCACACAUUGUCCUGCCGCCAAGUAUGAAUAAAUGGUGUGGUCGCCAAUCUGGAGGGUUCUCCCCCCCCCCCCCCGAAGCCCCCCUUUAAGCCAAACUUCCUGCUCAGGAUGAGUUUCCAGCCGAGUCUGGAGGCCUCAGAGUUUUCCCUGGCACGGUGUCCAGGUGAUGUGUGGGUGGACUUUUUAUUUUAAUGAUCAUGUAUUUAUUUUCACGUAUUAAAUAUGUCAAUAGUCACAAA
Myotis lucifugus (little brown bat) is the source of this 1699-nucleotide messenger RNA. It is a transcript of the gene RITA1, whose product is annotated as RBPJ interacting and tubulin associated 1. The record is from RefSeq and is a predicted model, not a curated record. Gene Ontology annotation, cellular component: cytoplasm; nucleus. Gene Ontology annotation, molecular function: tubulin binding. Gene Ontology annotation, biological process: negative regulation of Notch signaling pathway; nuclear export; Notch signaling pathway. Lineage: Eukaryota; Metazoa; Chordata; Mammalia; Chiroptera; Vespertilionidae.